CGAUUAGAAUUCAUGCGAGUGAUCUCAUUCAGUAUCAAGACUUCGUCUGGUGUAAAUCUUUUUUGCGAAUUCUCUGUUCUUAAAUAUUGUUGUGAGUUUGAAAUUCUCUGGAAGUUUUUUUUUUCUUCUGUGAAUUGUAUUCAACUGUUAAAAAUGUGCAAGGUAAACUCCUGUUGCUGUUUCAAUUUGAGAACUGGAUCUCUGAUAAUCGGAUGGUUAUGUGCCAUUGGAAGUUUGCUGCAAAUUUUCGGGAAACAAAGUGGAAAUAGUUACGAAGGACCAAUACAAGGCGUCGUUGGAUUGGUCAUCUAUGCAGCUUUGCUGUAUGGCAUUUACGCGCGACGACCAACUUGGAUGUUGUUGGCUAUCAUUCUUUCAACGAUCAAAAUUGUUAUCGCAGUCAUUUUGGGAGUUGUCGCGAUUGUUGCCAUCGCCUCUUAUCCGUACGACGAUCAACACCCGAAAGAAAAUCGUACUACAGGCAUAGCCAUAUUGGCCGUCAUAUACGCAUUUGUGUUAGGCCUUGGUAUCUACUUUACGUCCGUUUUGUAUUCUUUCUACAAGGAAUUGAAGGAAAAUCCAGGAAAUCCAUCGUACGCAUAAAAUAUUUUGACGGAAAUAUUUUUGUCAGCUUCUAAAUGUUUUCGCUUUUAUUUCUUUAUCUUUUGUAAAAGUAUCAGCUUUCGUGAAAUUACAAAAAUGAUCUUUCAACUUA
Messenger RNA from Bradysia coprophila, 715 nucleotides. RefSeq lists its product as uncharacterized. NCBI's taxonomy places the organism in Eukaryota, Metazoa, Arthropoda, Insecta, Diptera, Sciaridae. The record is from RefSeq and is a predicted model, not a curated record.